Messenger RNA from Danio rerio (zebrafish), 1049 nucleotides. The record is from RefSeq and is a predicted model, not a curated record. Lineage: Eukaryota; Metazoa; Chordata; Actinopteri; Cypriniformes; Danionidae.
UUUGUUUUUACAAAAUGUUCCAUAUUGUUGAGUUCAUCGAGUCAUCUGAAGUGGAAGUUGUGCCAUCUUCAUGGGUACAGAAUGGUGCGUGUGCUUGGCCAUCUUACAAGUCUAUGGCUAAGAUUCAUAAGGCCGUCACACUGCAGGACUCUCCCAAUCAAUCUUGGGCAACCUUCAGGGUGCGAAUUAUUUACACCACAGACUCCUAUGAGGAAGCUCGUCUUAAACUUCCACAGGCAACUGUGAUGUCUGACUUGCAGACCGAUGAGGAUGAUGAUCGCCCAUCCUACACUAAAAGAAAGAACAGUGACAGUGAUGAGGAGAUUUUAUCUGGAAGAAAGAGACUGGGAAAAAAAGGCAGAAUGGAGGAUCUUACAGAAAUUGAUGACGCACCGCAUAUACCGUCACCACCAAUGACUACGGCAGAGUCCUUUAGAACACCAGCAAGAUGCACGGAUACUGCACAUCCCAGUACGCCAAGGAACAUUUACAGUCCUUGUUCCACUGCAGUGGGAAAUCAAGAAAGAACUGGCUGCAACUCGUCAUGUCUUUCAUUACUGACUGAAGUAAUAAAAGCACAAGAAGUCAUGAAGCAGCAACUGGACGUGAUUCUUAAAAAACUGCAUAAGCAAAAUAGUACUCUGCAGUGUGAAGACAUUCCCGAACCAAGCACAUUUGACCUGCCACUGUCCAAUUUACUUGAUUUGGAAAAGCUAGAAUGUCAGAUAAAGGAGCAGCCCGAACAAAUGAAGAAAUUGGUUGCCUACUUUGGAAUAAUUGGUGGGUUUUCCACCAAGGAAGCAGUAUGGCGCAUCCUUGGAAAGCUGUUAGCCAACUCCCUGGCUAAACAAAUUAACUGGAGUGGGGCUAACCAAAAAGUGGCCUUUCGUACACUCACCCUUAGGACUGUCGUUGUCAAUGCAGUGCGGACAAAUGGCCAUACGAAGAGUGCCACUGAUAAAGAGGUUGAAAAAUACAUAACAAGGUGGCUACAACUUGCUCCUGAUCGGGAUGGAGGAAGGAAAGAAAGACAGAAAACAAAUGUCUAA